This is a messenger RNA of Pyrenophora tritici-repentis Pt-1C-BFP, 1149 nucleotides long. RefSeq names its product ARP2-3 actin-organizing complex subunit Arc34. The record is from RefSeq and is a predicted model, not a curated record. Gene Ontology annotation, molecular function: structural constituent of cytoskeleton; actin filament binding. NCBI's taxonomy places the organism in Eukaryota, Fungi, Ascomycota, Dothideomycetes, Pleosporales, Pleosporaceae. Gene Ontology annotation, cellular component: actin cytoskeleton; Arp2/3 protein complex. Gene Ontology annotation, biological process: actin filament polymerization; Arp2/3 complex-mediated actin nucleation.
GCCAGAAGACACCAAACACGCUGCUAGGAGCCGAACCACCACCAUGCUUCUGCUUGACUACCAAAACGUUCUCAUCGAGUCUCUCCUAAGAGACCGCGUCAAUGGAGGAGCCACAGCCAACAUUGACCAGGUUGUGUCCGACUUUGACGGCGUCACCUUCCACAUUUCGACUCCAGAGAGCAAGACCAAGAUUCUCGUCUCUAUCCACGUCAAGUGCUUCAAGGAAUUAGUCCAGUAUGGCGCGCAGGCAGUGCUGGAACGCGAAUACGGCCCGUACAUUGUGGAACCCGAGGCUUCGUACGAUUUCUCCGUCCAGGUAGACUUGGAGAACCUGCCGGAAGAUCAGGACGCCAAAGAUGACCUGGUCCGACGCAUAUCCCUCCUGAAGCGAAAUGCCAUGGCUGCACCCUUCGAGCAGGCUUUCGACGAGUUCCACGAGCUGCAAGAAGAAGCUUCCAAGUACACAUCCGAGUCGGCGCCACAGGGUGUGGCAGAAGGCGGCAAUGUCCGUGCAAUUCACUACCGAGAAGAGGAAGCCAUAUACGUCAAGGCCAGCCACGACCGUGUCACCGUCAUCUUCUCGACAGUCUUUAGGGAAGAGACAGACAGGAUAUUCGGCAAGGUCUUCCUCCAGGAGUUUGUCGACGCUAGACGGAGAGCUAUUCAAAAUGCACCACAGGUGCUGUUCAGGAACGACCCACCUCUGGAACUGCAGGGUAUUCCAGGAGUUGAUACAUCCGGUUCUGCUGACAUCGGUUACAUUACCUUUGUUCUUUUCCCUCGCCAUCUUGCAAAGCAACGACGAGAUGAGGUCAUCUCACACAUCCAGACUUUCCGCGACUACUUCCACUACCAUAUCAAGGCUUCAAAGGCCUUCAUUCACACACGAAUGCGCAAGCGGACCGCCGACUUCCUCCAAGUCCUUCGCAGAGCUCGACCCGAAGUUGAGGAGAAAGAACGCAAGACUGCUAGCGGUCGUACAUUCAGAGUCCAGGCAUAAAUGUUAUCGAUUAAACCAGGAACCAUGCAGAUAUAACAUGGAAUGGGCGAUGCAAAAUCUCGCACGGCUACAUAGUACUUUCCGAAUCAGGCGCACAGGUUCAUUUGUCACAGUACAAGCAUUAAGAUGAAGUGGACAAUGUAGAUAGU